This is a messenger RNA of Mixia osmundae IAM 14324, 1389 nucleotides long. RefSeq lists its product as uncharacterized. Lineage: Eukaryota; Fungi; Basidiomycota; Mixiomycetes; Mixiales; Mixiaceae. The record is from RefSeq and is a predicted model, not a curated record. Gene Ontology annotation, molecular function: hydrolase activity. The transcript has 4 exons. Bases 430 to 1389 code for a protein of 319 amino acids.
UGUGAUCGCUGACAUGACGGUUCAAGCUAGCGCCAGCGUGGGUCGCUCGCGCCCACUGACAGUCGGCCGUAAGCUCUCUGAUCAAGCCAAGCAGUGUUUCUGAGCGGGGACAGUCGGCAACGUGGGUGACUUGCGGAUAGGGGCAGCAUCGUCGCAGCUUGGCAUCCUCGGCGUCCUCGACGCGCUUCGUUGCCGUCACUCUCACUCUCAUCGGCUUCAUUGAUCGAGCUCAGGCGUAGCGUCUGUCUCCAUCUCUUCUCGGCAACUAUCAAGUCCGUAAAAGCUCGCUGUGUCGUAGUGCCUCCGCAAAACUUAAAAGCUCAGACCUUCGACCGAUGUCUCACUGCAAAGUCCCAUGGCCAUGCACAGCGCUACAUCCGCGAUGUGGCAUCGCCAAUACCGUCCCAACAGGGGAUCUGGAUCGCAAGCAUGCCGCCGCAGUCAGAGCCGCUCCGGACCCUAUACCUUCUUUGGGUCCUAUGGACGAUCGGCUUCGUGUUUGUACCCAUCUGGUCUGUCAAGUAUCUCAUCAAGAGCAUGCGUCCUGUACCUGAGAGAGGCUGGCUGGAGUCAAUCUCGGUAUCAGCCGUGUACAGAGGCAAUGUAAUCGCAGAGAUGGGUUAUGCUUUACUCGGUCGCAAUCCGACGAAAUACGUCGACAGCUCGACUGCGCGGAAUCUCAUCAAGUAUGAUUCAGUGGACGCCUGCAUCAGCGUGGAGUACAGGUCUGUCAAUCGAGGCUGCUUCCCCACUCAGCUUGUGGACGCUCUAUCCGCUUACAAUCAUCUGGUCGACGUCAAAGGCAUCGAUGCCAAGCGCAUCGUACUCUGUGGCGAUUCAGCAGGCGCGAAUCUCGCUCUCGCGCUGACACGCUAUUUGCGUGAUGAGGGCGUGCUACCUAUGCCUCGCGGACUCUUUCUGCUGUCACCUUGGGUAGACAUGUCGUGGGCUUGGCCGGAAGGGCCCAAACAAGGCGAGGAGCCCUCCGGAUUCGGCUACGCGGAAGACAUUAUCGACAUGAACACUGCGGGCAAGUAUUGCAUCAACAAUUUCGUCGGUGCGGCUAAUUCGCCGUUGAUCGUCUCGAGUCCUUAUGUCUCGCCUGCUUCCCAAAAUCUCACGUCCGACGAGCUUGAAACGCUAUUCAGCGAAUUCCCCAAAACGUUCAUACAUAGCGCCAAAGCAGAAGUCCUUCACGCAGAGAUCAUGCGGCUUAAGGAACGGAUGAAAAACUGCGGCGUCGACGUAACGAGCGUGAGCUUCAAAGCUGGCGCACACGACAUCCUGAUCUUGCCUGCAAUCUUCUUCGGCGGAAGUGCGAGACGGAAGCGGUUCUGGCAAGGCAAGGCAAAGACGUGGUUUGACGAAGUCUUCGAAGGACCAGUGUGA